Molecule: messenger RNA, 2794 nt
Organism: Triplophysa rosa
Lineage: Eukaryota; Metazoa; Chordata; Actinopteri; Cypriniformes; Nemacheilidae
Gene: tgm1
Product: transglutaminase 1, K polypeptide
Exons: 15
Coding region: 229-2538 (769 amino acids)
Biological process (GO): peptide cross-linking
Molecular function (GO): protein-glutamine gamma-glutamyltransferase activity
Source: RefSeq, a predicted model, not a curated record
UUGAAAUUAACACUAACUGAAAGUGAGUCGCACUGAACAGCCGCCAGUCAUUCACAUGAGACGCGAUUACUGCUGGUGUUUUAAAACUGGAAACUGAAGACUGACCAGAAACAGGACUGAUAAACAUACAAACAAGAACUGAAAGUCCUGAAGGUAAUUAUGGUUAGCAUGGUUCUUUGUUAACUCAGUUUGGGACUGAAGAAAGAAAGAAAGUUAUAAAGGUUUGAAAUGACAAGAGGAAUGCGUGGAGAGACAUUAUCAAUCAGAAACCGCUCUGCCAUUGGCCGCUUUCCAUCCAGCACUCUUGUUCUGGACGAGCCAAAGAUUGUGGAGGCAGAGAAGAAGAAAUGGACAUGUAGCAGCUGGAUCCAACAGUGUUGCCUCCGCUGCUGCGGCAGCAAAAAAACAGAUGAUGUCACAGAGACUGUUAUCACCAAUCCCACUGCUGAAGAACCUAAAGAAAACUAUGAGAUGAAAGCUUUAUUGGAGGCACGUUCCAUAGACCUUCUCAAAUCUAAGACUGAACAGAACCGGUUGGAGCAUCACACAGAUCGCUACCAUAGUGAAAACCUCAUCGUCCGGAGGGGACAGACUUUUCAGAUGCUGAUCGAGCUCUCGCGACCGUUCAACCCGAAGACAGAUAAACUCCAUUUAGAGCUCAGAUUAGGGAAUCAUCCAGAUGUAUCGAAAGGCACGCUUGUGAUUGUUUCUUUGGUUGAGGACAUGCGUGAUAACUGCUGGGAGGCCAAGAUCGUUGAACAGACGGGCAGAAAAAUCAAACUGUCUGUCAACUCUUUGCCAUACGCUGCUAUUGGCAAAUACAAACUUGCGGUUAUAACACAGUCCCUGGCAGAUGGGACCAUGUCAACGUACUGUUCAGAGAAUGACAUCUACAUGCUGUUCAACCCUUGGUGUGAAGAUGACUCUGUGUACAUGGAUGAUGUUGAACAGAAGAAAGAAUACGUAUUGAAUGACAUGGGUGUAAUCUAUUAUGGGACAGAGAGCCAGAUCGGAGACAGAGCGUGGAAUUUUGGACAGUUUGAUAAAGAUAUCCUGUCGGCGUGUUUGUUUUUGUUGGAGAGAAGUGGUGCUCCAGCAUCAGGAUGGGGAGAUCCUGUCAGUGUGGUCAGACUCGUGUCUGCACUGAUUAACUCGCCCGAUGACAAUGGAGUGCUGGAAGGAAGUUGGUCAGGUAAAUACGAGGAUGGGACGGCCCCUACGGUCUGGACCGGUAGCAGUGAUAUCCUCAGACAGUAUCAUGAAAAUGGAGGAACACCUGUCAAAUAUGGACAGUGCUGGGUCUUCUCUGGAGUCACCACCACAGUGCUCAGAUGCAUAGGAAUUCCCACCCGCUGUGUAACAAACUUCAACUCGGCUCAUGACACCGAUGUUUCCCUGACCACAGAUGUUUAUUUAGAUGAGAACUAUGAGCUUAUUGAAGAGCUCAAUCAAGAUUCUGUCUGGAACUUCCAUGUGUGGAAUGACUGUUGGAUGGCCCGUCCUGAUCUACCUGCGGGUAUGGGGGGGUGGCAAGCAGUGGAUGCCACUCCUCAGGAGACCAGUCUGGGCGUCUUUCGCUGUGGCCCUGCCUCUAUCACAGCUGUCCGGAAUGGACAGGUUUACCUCAAGCAUGACACGCCGUUUGUGUUUGCAGAGGUGAACAGCGAUAAAGUCUUCUGGCAGAGGAAAGCUGAUGGGACCUUUACUCAGGUCAAAGUUAAGAAGCAGGCAGUAGGUCACUGCAUCAGCACUAAAGCUGUCGGCUCUGAUGACCGUGAAGACAUCACACACCUCUACAAACACCCAGAAGGUUCAGAGGAGGAGCGUAUUGCUGUGGAAACAGCUUGUCAAUAUGGCACGAAAGCAGGAAUCUACUGUUCGUCAGGAACUGAGGACGUCACUGUUCAGAUCACAAUGGAUGAAGAAGAACCUCAGCUCGGUGCUGAUGCUAAACUGUCAAUCACCAUACAGAACACGAGUUCAGAACAGCGCAGCAUCACUCUCUUCGGGCAGGUGGAAGUAGUGUAUUACACUGGGGUACAUAAAGCUACAGUGAAGAAGGACCAGGUACCUGUCGACCUCCAACCCAGUGAAGUUGAGACUGUGGACUGGACUCUACUGUAUGAUGACUAUAAAGAUCAGCUGGUUGAUCAGGCGAUUCUGAUGCUCACUCUUACUGGACGCGUCACUGAGACUAAACAGGUUCUGGUGACCCAGUUCAGUUUCAGACUGCGAACACCAGAUAUUCUGAUAACUCCUGUAGGGGACGCUGUCGUUGGUAAAGAGUUGAGUGUUAAGAUUGUUUUCCGGAAUCCGCUGCGCUGCACACUGAUGAAUGUCAAGUUUCGCAUUGAAGGACUGGGACUGCAAAGCAUUAGAGAGAUUUCCUAUGGCAACAUAGAAAGUCUGGCCACGGUGACGCUGACAGAGAAGUUUAUUCCUACAGAGGCUGGACCACAGAAGCUUCUUGCUUCACUUGAUUGCCGGCAGCUAACUCAAGUUCAUGGAGUCGCCAACAUUGUCGUCAAAGCAUUGUGAAAUGUCUCAAAGAAAAUCAAACUUGUGCUGGAGCUUCAGUCUUCUUUAGACAUCUAAUCAAAUACAGCUUUUAUGCUGUAUUUCUGUAAAACCUGUGCGGUUUUAAAUCUUAAGUUUAGCCAUUUAAAAUGUAAUUCAUUUAAAGUAUUUAUUUUUAUAUCAUGUUAAAUAGUAUUUUUGCUUUUUUGGAAGUGGAAGUUUUUUAAUAUUUAAAAAAUGUAUUUACAACUUAAUUAUGAAUUUAUAUAUUUUUUCU